AUGGAUGAAGAGAACAUUUUGUUCUAUGAAGGAAAUAAUGUGAGCAUGAUAGAGAAGCACUAUCAGAAUUCUUUGGAGAAGGAUAUACAAGAAUUAAUAAUUUUUUAUGGAAUGAAAUUAAUGAAAAAGAACAAAGCAAAGAACCAGUUAUAUAAAUGGAGUCUAUAUGAAAAUAUUUUAAAGGCAUCAAUUGAAUUAAAUUUAAAUGAAUUUAUAGAUAUAUGUUUUAACAAGUUAAAAGAAAAAUUCGGUAAAAUAGAUGGGAAAAAAUUAAAUAUAUUAAAAGGAAUGAUAUGUGAAUGUACAAAUAAAAAUGAAGAAGCAUUAAAUAUUUAUAAGAAUUUUCUUAAAAAAGAUCCUUGUGAUAUUUUGAUAAGAGCAAGAAUUAUGAAUUUAAAAAAAAUAGUAGAAAAAGAUAUAAAUAAAGUUAUACAACUAUUAAAUGACCACUUAAAAGAGUUUCCGGUAGAUAUAGAAUCAUGGCAUGAAUUAGGGGAAAUAUAUAUAAUAAAUUGUUUAUAUAGUUAUGCCAUAUUUUGUUUCGAAGAAAUUUUAUUACACAUUCCUACGAAUUUAUAUUAUAUAUUAACAUGUGCAGAAUUACAUUAUACAAUUAAUCAAUUAGAAUUAAGUAGCAAGUAUUUUUGCUUAGCUAUUAAAUUACAAAGUAAUAAUUUAAGAGGAUUAUGGGGCAUUAUAAUUCUUAAUAUAACAAGAUAUUUAAAUAGAAAACCGAAAUUAUUAAAUGAAAAUGUCGACAUCAUCCUAACAAUACACUGUAUUAAUAGGUUAUAUAGUUUAUAUAGUGAAAUAAAGGUAGACCUUAUAUACAAAAAUACUAUUCUUGAUUAUUUGAAUGAGUUAAGAGACAUGCUUAAGUGA
Messenger RNA from Plasmodium malariae, 882 nucleotides. RefSeq names its product ER membrane protein complex subunit 2, putative (gene EMC2). Lineage: Eukaryota; Apicomplexa; Aconoidasida; Haemosporida; Plasmodiidae. The record is from RefSeq and is a predicted model, not a curated record. The coding region runs from base 1 to 882 and encodes 293 amino acids. The transcript has a single exon. Gene Ontology annotation, cellular component: EMC complex. Gene Ontology annotation, biological process: protein folding in endoplasmic reticulum. Gene Ontology annotation, molecular function: protein binding.